Bacillus rossius redtenbacheri is the source of this 2828-nucleotide messenger RNA. Its product is annotated as putative aldehyde dehydrogenase DhaS. Bases 266 to 2722 code for a protein of 818 amino acids. Gene Ontology annotation, molecular function: oxidoreductase activity, acting on the aldehyde or oxo group of donors, NAD or NADP as acceptor. The record is from RefSeq and is a predicted model, not a curated record. The transcript is spliced from 12 exons. Lineage: Eukaryota; Metazoa; Arthropoda; Insecta; Phasmatodea; Bacillidae.
GUUUGUUUAUUAGAAUUAAUAUGAUUUUUCUUUGGUCAUGUAAAGAAAAUAUUACAUAUUUCAUAUUAAAGCCAAUCCCAAACCUUCAUGAAAAGCUUUUUGUCAUUCAAUUACACUUAUCAGUUCGUGACCUUUGUUUGUUUACUUUUAUUACUUAUAAUGAUAAACGUUAAUACAUUGCGAUUAGUGAGAUAAGAAGAGUUCCACCAAAGAAGUUUCAGAUUUGGUUUUAGUUUUACAAAGUAAAUCGUUUUUGUUUCUUGUAAUGGCAGUUAACCACUCAAAGAAAAUAAUACCUGAAAUAUUCGAAAGUAUGGAGUAUGGUCUUUUGCAGGACAGCGCUAGCCUUGCUGAGGCGUGGCUGAAGGACCGUAGCUUCGGUCCGCUGAUCGACUGGCAGUGGAAGGACACGGCCGCAGGCGGCGCGAGCAGCACGGAGAUCCACGACCCCUGCACGGGGAGGCGGAUUGCGACCGUGGCGGACUCCACUGCCGAGGACGUGGCGAAGGCUGUCUCCUCCUCGUGGGACGGGUUCGGCUCGUGGAGCCAGCUGAGCGGCCACGAGAGGGCCAGGCAUCUCUACAGCAUUGCCCGCCACCUCCAGAAGCACACGUCCCUGCUGGUGCAACUGGAGUCCCUGAACCGAGGGGUGCAGACGAGCGACCCGCGGGAGUUUGACGUGCCGGCGGCGGUGCGCUGCUUCUACCACUACGCGGGCUGGGCGGAGCUAGCAGCGCACGACCUCGCUGGCCGGGAGCCGGUGGGCGUGGUGGCCGGUGUGACUUCGUGGUCCAGUCCUUUGUCGCUGUUGGCGUGGAUGGUGGCUCCUGCGCUCGCUGUUGGCAACACUGUCUGCUUGGCCCCUUCUCGACAUGCCCCACUGCCAGCCUUUCUGCUGGCGCACAUCUGCGCUCAGGCAGGUCUGCCGGCGGGCGUGCUGAGCGUGCUGCCGGGAGGGGAGAGCGUGGCAGAGCAGCUGGGCGCGCACGAGAGGGUGGCAGGCCUGGUGUUGGCCGGGCAGACCUCGGCCGGUCGCGGCAUGCUGCAGGCUGCCGCGGCCACUCGGAAGCGCGUCACUUGCCUGCUCAGCGGGAAAUCUGUAAUGAUGGUGUUUGACUCAGCAGACAUAGACUCGGCUGUGGAUUCUGUCAUAGGAGGGGCUUGGUUUAACCAAGGGCAGGUCCCAUGGGCCAUUACUAAGUUGCUCGUGCAGGAGUCCAUAUUCACAGAAUUUUUGGACAAGCUUAAGGUAAAAAUGGAGGGAGUCAAAGUUGGAACAUCGUUCAACAAGAUGGCGAAUGUUGGUCAACCAUUCACAGUCGAAGUUGUAACAGAAGUCAACCGGAUUGUUGCCAAAGCCCGUGAGAAAGGUUUGCAGAUGAUUCAGGCAAAAUUGGAAAAUGACUUACAAUCAUCUGAGUGGUUUUUCACGCCAACUGUUGUCAUCGGCACAAACGUGGAAAGCAACAAGGUUGUGGAAGAUGAUGUGCUGGCACCAGUUGUGUCUGUAUCUUCGUUCAGGACAGCAAAAGAAGCCGUAGCGCAGGCCAACAACUCUCGCUACGGUAUUGCUGCCUCUGUGUGGACAGAAACUGCUGCACUGGCUUUGGAGGUUGCCAACCAACUGCAGGUAGGGACAGUGUGGAUCAACAGUCAUGGUCUGUUUGAUGCAGCUGUUCCAUUCAGUGGUUGGAAGCAAAGUGGCAUUGGGUGUUUCGGAGGAAAAAGAGGGCUGUUGGAGUUCAUGAGGGAAAAAUGUGAACCAGCACCUGGCUUGAAAGUCAGCGUGGAUUACAAAAGUUUUGGGACCGCAACCGACCCAGAGAGCACCGUCCCACGGGAUCUCGCACCAACAGUGCAAGCAAGUCACAGCGUGGACCGCACGUACAAACUCUACUAUGGUGGAGCAUACAAGAGGCCAGAUGGGAACUCUUCGAGAACAGUGUUUUCAGCUGACGGCAAGCCAUUUGCUCUGGUGGCAGAAGGAAGUCGGAAAGAUGCUCGCAACGCAGUCGAGGCGGCUCUGAAAGCCCAGCCAGGCUGGUGGAAGCUCGGGGCACACUCCCGGGCACAGAUCAUCUUCAACCUGGCAGAGAAGCUGCAGGCAUGCAAGGAUGACUUCAUCAGCCACCUGCAGCUGGUGAGCGGCUGCGACGCGCAGACUGCCGCCGGUGAGGUGAACCGCAGCCUGGCCCUGCUGUUCCACUGGGCGGCACGCUGCGACAAGCCCCCGUGCACGCGGGCCGACCCCCCGGGAGGCGCUGUGGCCUCCGUCUCUCAGGAGCCGCUGGGCGUGGUGGCCGUCAUCUCCUGCGACAGAGACGGCGCGGGGCCGGGGCUAGAGUCAUUCCUGCGUGGGGUGGUUCCCGCCGUGGCCUGCGGGAACGCCGUGGUGGCGGUGGUGGGCCCCGGGGGGCGCCCCACCCUCGCCCUGGAGGCGUGCCAGCUGCUGGACUCGUGCGACAUGCCUGCGGGCGUGGUGGGGGUGCUGACCGGGGAGAGGGACGCGCUGGCGGCGACGCUGGCGCGGCACCGGGACGUGGGAGCGGUGUGGGUGUGGGCCGGGGACCCGGCACUCGAGAGUGCCGUGCGCUGGGCAUCUGCACCCGGCAUCAAGAGGGUGUGGGCCAUCAGGGAGCAAGCUGGCGACGAGGAGGUGCAGCGUCAUGCCACCCUCGUCAAGUCCAUCUGGAUCACCGCGGGGGAGACGUUUGCCAACUGAGAACAGCUGUUAUGCUCAAGGAGGAUGUUCCAAUGUACUCUCUACAAUAGUUGUGUUUUAACAUACAAAAAAAUUGUAAUAAGAAAUAAUAAACAGUAAAAGGGGA